CUAGGAGGGGCCCAAGAGAAUGAUUUAUGGUAAUGUUUAAGGAAUAGUUCUAAGUUUGUUUGAAAAGUAAGCCUUUACUUGUAUUAAAAACGAGUUUGGUUGGUGAUAUUUGGAUUGCCAAUCAUCUCCUCCUUUUUGCAGCUCUUAUGAAUACUCAGAUGGCUCUGCAGGAUAAUUUGAUGCGAAAUGGAUGGCCUCUUGGGCUCGAAAACAUGAACACCAGAUUGCUCCAAGCUGCAGACAGCUCACCGCAGGCUGCAGUGGUCGCAUCAGAGCCAAGUUCUUUACAUGUGCCAUCUUCCAGCUUCUCAUCAUUCUCAUCCUCCAAUCUUGACACAGAGUCCACAAUAUCAUUUUUCGCAGACCACAGUGUGACACUAGGGCGGUUGAUUGGAAUCAAUCCGAGGUCCAGGCAAAGCUUGCGCUUCACAAACACAAUGCAAGCUGAGACGGAGCAAGAACCUGGUAGCAUUGUCUCUGCUAAUGGUGAAAAGAUGAUGUGUCGGGGGAUUUGUGUUCCUUUGCUGCGAAAUAUAAUGGUGAUGAAAUGCAAGAGCUACUAGCAAAAGACAUGAUUUAUAUAGUGAAGUAUUAGGUUGUGUUCACUUGGCAUGAAUGGAAUGGAGGGAGAAUGGAAUGAAUUUUGUACUCUAGAAUGGUGUUGCUUAAAGAAAAUGUAUAUAGUUUUCAUUCCUUCAAUCAUUCCAAUCAUACUAUUUUAACUAUAAUUCUAACCCACAUGUUUUGGAAGGAAUGCUCAUUCCAUCUCUACAUCAUGUUUCUUUAUCUACUUUCUCACAAGAAAUUUAACUGCAUUCAUAUUUUGUCCCUAUUAUUUCAUACUUUCUUUUUUUUCUCCUUAAAACCUCUAUAUAAUUUUUCAUUCCAUUCUCCCUCGCUGUGUUCAUUUCAUGGAAAGGAAUGAGGGGAGAAUGGAAUGAAAAAUUAUAUAGAAGUUUUAAAGAGAAAGAAGAAAGUAUGAGAUAAUGGUGACAAAAUAUGUAUGUACUUAAUUUUUUUGUGAGAAAGAUUGUGAAGAAACAUGAUGUUGAAAUGGAAUGAGCAUUCUUUCCAGAACAUGUGGGUUAGAGUUAUAGUUAAAAUAGUAAGGUUGGAAUGAUGGAAGGAAUGACAAUUAUAUACAUUUUAUUUGAUCAACACCAUUUUUGAGUACAAACUUCAUUUCAUGCUCCCUCCAUUCCAUUCACUCCAAGUGAACACAACCUUAGUGUUUUGGUUGUUGUCAAUAAAAUUUGUAGCCGGCUGAGACCUGAGUGUAUGCAAUUUGUAAAGGCAUGGGCCUUGCUCGGUAUAAUUCAAGUCCCGGAGAAAACCAUUUUUCCUUGA
Molecule: messenger RNA, 1347 nt
Organism: Daucus carota subsp. sativus
Lineage: Eukaryota; Viridiplantae; Streptophyta; Magnoliopsida; Apiales; Apiaceae
Exons: 3
Coding region: 147-563 (138 amino acids)
Source: RefSeq, a predicted model, not a curated record